AUAAAUUUAAUUCCAAAUCAUAGAAAAAUAGCUCAACAACAAAGAAGAGCUAGAGAAAAAGAAAAUGAGUUCACAUUAGAAAUACAAAACUUAAUUAAAACAAAUUCACAACUAAGAAAGAGUAGUAAUAUCUUACCUCCAAAUUCUCAAGAACGUGCAACACGUGAACCUUUAACCAAGUUAAAUCCUGAACAAAUAACACAAUCAAAAAAGAGAGCAAGAGAACAAACUGAAACAGUACAACAUAAUCUAGGUGAUAUGAAUGUUGAAUGUAAAGUUGUAUUAUCAAUUCUUCAAGAUCCUCCACCUUUUUUACAACAACUUUUUGAAAAUCAGGAUGAAUCUCAUGCUUUUACUUCUCUUGAAGUAAAUAUUAAUAAAUCUAUUCUUAAUGAUCAUGGACCAUACAGUUUUCGUGUUAAUGGAGAAUUAUGUCAUUAUAUGGGUUCUCUUCUUCCAGAAUUAAAUAAUAAAGCUAUAUAUGCUCAACUUUAUAUUCAUGAUUCAGAUCUAGCUCAUAAUAUAAGAAUGGAAAAUAAUAAAACUUUAAAUGUAGAUACAAUGUGGAAAAUACAAGAACUUUUAUAUGAAAAUCAUACCUUUUAUCCUUUAUAUAAGCAAGCACAUGAAAUACUUCAACAAGCUGAAGAAAAAGGAGAAACAUCAAAAGAUCUAACAGCCUAUCUUCAUUUUAGAAAAUCAACUGAUAAACGUUGUUACAACCUUCCAACUGCAAAUGAAAUUGCUAUAAUUUUACCUGGUUCACUUCAACGAAUUCAUGAAGGACAUCCAGCAUAUUUACCACUUCAUUACGUUUUACUUUUUACAUAUGGUGAACUUGGAUGGCAUUCUGAAAUGAAUCAUACUUUAGUAAAUUCAAUGGGACAAAUUUCAAAUAAUCAAGAUGAUAGUUCACGACUUACUCAAAAAGAUUUUUAUUCUUUUCGUCUUUUUCCACGUCACAAUGAAUUUUCAACUAUUCUUCAUGGUAAAAAAUUACUUCAAGAAUUUAUGGUUGAUGUAUGGGUUGCAACUGAACAAAAUAGAUUAAGAUUUUUAAGAAUGAAUCAAAAUACUUUACGUGCAGAUGUCUAUUAA
Diversispora eburnea is the source of this 1098-nucleotide messenger RNA. NCBI's taxonomy places the organism in Eukaryota, Fungi, Glomeromycota, Glomeromycetes, Diversisporales, Diversisporaceae. The record is from the annotation of a GenBank genome assembly.